GACGCAGACGACGAUGGAGGAACUUCCACCCUUGUUCGGAUCAAUGAGACGAUCCGGAGGUAACCCAAACCCGCCACCCUCGGCUCUUACAGCAGGUAUAAUAUCACAACAAUCUGCUUCCUCUUCGUCUACAUCAUCUCCGAUGGGAACAGAACCGGUCUCUUCCGCUGAGACACAACAAAUGAUAAUUGCCCAUAAACUGAAUGGAAGCAAUUACUUACAAUGGUCUCAAAGCGUUCUCAUGUAUUUGAGAGGAAGAAGGAAGGAAGAAUACAUCACGGGAGAAGCCCCACAGCCAAAACCUGGUGACAGUAAUUAUAAUACAUGGUUUGCUGAGAACAACCUUGUAAUGACUUGGCUGUGUAACUCGAUGACCGUAGAGAUUAGUGAAGGCUACCUACUUGCUAAGACAGCAAAGGAGAUAUGGGACGCAGCAAGAAGAACCUAUUCUGCCAUAGACAACACUGCAGCACUAUUUCAUAUUAAGAGACUACAAAAAGAGCUAAAACAGGGUUCUAUGACUGUAACUCAGUAUUAUACUGCCCUUACACGCCUGUGGCAGCAGCUGGAUAUGUUUGAUAUCCAUGAAUGGAGUUGCAGUGAUGAUGCUCAAUUAUAUAGAAAAAUAGUUGAGAAAGAGAGGACCUAUGAAUUUCUGCUCGGCCUGAUAGAUGCAUUUGAAGACGUGAGAGGAAGAAUCAUGGGAUUAAAGCAGCUGCCAUCGUUAUUUGAAGCAUUCAACAUGGUAAAAUGUGAAGAGAGCAGGAAGCAACUCACUCAGAAUAUAUUUACACCAUCAGAAAACUCUGCCUUGACAGUACAAGGCAGUAAUGUACCUGAACCAAGAGGAAAGAAGAAUUCAAAAGGCUGGUGUGAUCAUUGCAACAAAAAUGGUCAUACCAGGGACAUAUGCUGGAAGCUGCAUGGCAAACCAGCUAAUCUAAAACAAAGAAGAAGACCUGAAAGCAGGAGCUAUUCUGCAGUAGUAGAUGAGGAGAAGAAUGGAGAAACCUUAAGCCGGGAAGAAUUACAAGUACUCAAACGGAUCCUUGAGAGACACAAUAACUCAUCUGUAACUCCAAAGGCGAAUCUGGUAAAGUCAGGAUUUGACAGCGAAGAGGAGGAUUGGCGUUGCUAAGGAAUGGGAUGGACUCUAUUAUCUUGAAGGCACAGAUAAAUAUGUGAG
This is a messenger RNA of Neltuma alba, 1186 nucleotides long. RefSeq lists its product as uncharacterized. The record is from RefSeq and is a predicted model, not a curated record. The transcript has 2 exons. NCBI's taxonomy places the organism in Eukaryota, Viridiplantae, Streptophyta, Magnoliopsida, Fabales, Fabaceae. Bases 14 to 1138 code for a protein of 374 amino acids.